CCAACAGGAGGGUAGUUCAAAAUUGAAAAUGGACUGUAAAUGCAGCGCUGCAACAAAGCUGAAUUGAAAUAAAUCAACGGAUACAAGAAGAACCAUUUUGGACACAUUUUACAGAAGAAUUAUUCUGUAACCACCGAGGACCAUGCAGCGCUGGACAUGGGUACAGGACCUGUUGGGCCCACAGCAGCUGAAAGGAAGGUCCUUUUAUCUGGAUUGCGUGAAGAGUCGCCAUUCUUCUCUACUGGUGGAGGCCAUUGCUGAUCUUGGAGGGAGUGUGGAAAGCUUCCUCAAUAAAGAUGUGAAUGUUGUGAUAUCCGGCAGCCAGGAGGCUUGGCUUGAGUGUCAGCCGAGUGAGGUUCAGAGAGCGGCAGGUGGGACGAAGGCUAUGGCCCCUGGCUCCCCGGUCUCUGCCCACCACAGACAGUCUGAGGACAGCACAGGCAGCCAGCGCCCUGCCACUCCCAGACCGCCUGUGUGUGGUAGCCGUGGAAGGGCCCUGCUGGAAAAAGCAAUCAGCAACAACGAACGCUGUCGUGGAAGCAGUGUACUGGCCAAUGCUCGGUUGUGGGGGGUGAAGAUUGUGCAUGUGGCUGAUUUUCUCUUGUACGUAGAAAGAUUGAAGGUGGCAACUGCCCAGGCCAAAAACAAGAAGGCGGAGCGGCUGUACCGCGUGGUUGGAGGAGCGCCUUCAACGUGCGGCUCGACCGGCGGACUGCAGCAGGUGUCGCCCCAACAGUGA
Molecule: messenger RNA, 739 nt
Organism: Conger conger (European conger)
Lineage: Eukaryota; Metazoa; Chordata; Actinopteri; Anguilliformes; Congridae
Gene: dbf4b
Product: DBF4B-CDC7 kinase regulatory subunit
Exons: 7
Coding region: 143-739 (198 amino acids)
Biological process (GO): positive regulation of nuclear cell cycle DNA replication; regulation of cell cycle phase transition
Cellular component (GO): nucleus; Dbf4-dependent protein kinase complex
Molecular function (GO): protein serine/threonine kinase activator activity
Source: RefSeq, a predicted model, not a curated record